Cannabis sativa is the source of this 1767-nucleotide messenger RNA. RefSeq lists its product as uncharacterized. The record is from RefSeq and is a predicted model, not a curated record. Bases 1 to 1767 code for a protein of 588 amino acids. The transcript is spliced from 3 exons. Gene Ontology annotation, molecular function: RNA-DNA hybrid ribonuclease activity; nucleic acid binding. NCBI's taxonomy places the organism in Eukaryota, Viridiplantae, Streptophyta, Magnoliopsida, Rosales, Cannabaceae.
AUGUCCUAUGCUAUUAACAUCAACGAAGACAUUAUUGGCCAUAUCUCGCCUUCUCGGGGUUUGCGGCAAGGGGACCCACUUUCCCCUUUUUUGAAUCUAGUGUGUGCUGAGGGCUUGACUUCUCUUAUUAAGCGUGAUAUUGGAAGAGGGACAAUCUCGAGACUUCAAUGUGGCAGAAGGGGUCCGGUGAUUUCACAUCUCUUGUUUGCGAAUGACUGUUUUUUCUUUUUGGAAGCCUCGGUGGCUAGUUGUGUUCGAUUUAGAGAAACUCUACAUCAGUACGAAAAUGCUUCGGGACAACUUGUGAACUUGCGUAAAUUAGCGGUAUGCUUCUCUUCUAGUAUUCCUCUUGAUUUUUGUGAGUAUCUGGCCCACAUUCUUGGGGUCCCGCUUGUUCCUUGUCAUGAUAAAUAUCUUGGGUUGCCUUGUUUUGCAGGUAAAAGUAAAAGUGGUCUGUUUCAGUCGAUUAAAGAUAAGAUUUGGAAUAAACUUUUUGGCUGGAAGUCGAAGAUUUUCUCUUCUGGGAGGCGUGAAGUGUUGUUAAAAUCGGUUAUUCAGGCCAUCCCCACUUAUGCCAUGAGUCUGUUUCGUUUACUAGUCGGUCUUAUUAAUGAGAUUCAUCGUAUGUGUGCCACUUUCUGGUGGGGUGGGGAUAAUGAUAAGAAAAAGAUGCAUUGGUGUACAUGGCCUCGUCUCUGUUGGCAUAAGAAUGAUGGGAGUUUAGGCUUCCGGGACAUGUUUCCAUUUAAUCAGUCUCUUCUGGCUAAACAGGCUGCUCGGUUGUAUAACUCUCCUGACUCCCUGGCGGCUAGGAGUGGAUAUUGGAGUACCGUGUCCAGGUUGGGGUGGGGCCAAGCUUUGGGCUCCUUAGGCUCCUCUCGGUGGUGGAAACUUCUUUGGCAGCAGAAUCUUCCGCCUAAGAUAAAAAAAUUUGUAUGGAAGGCAUGUCUGAAUUUCAUCCCGGCUUAUGCCAAUUUAUCUCACCAUGGUUUGAAGGUUUCCACUGUAUGUCCAAUUUGCUUUCAGAAUAACGAGACUACUAUUCAUGCUCAUUGGCUCUGCCCUUCUCUUAAGUCUAUUUGUUCAGGCUGGGUUUUGAGUGGCCUCGACUCCUUGAAGGACGCUUCUUGCUAUUAUGAGUUGUUACUGGGGUGUAUGGAUACAUUGCGGCGACAGGAACUUGAGCUGUUUAUAACCCUUGGUUGGCGAAUUUGGAAUAGGCGAAAUACCUUUGUGUAUGAUCACAAGCUCGUCUCUGACAACAUGGUUAGUGCCUGGGCCAUGAAUUAUUUAUGGAAGUAUCAAGAUGCUAAUAAUGUUGUGCCAGUUUCUAUGGGUCCGGCUCCUAGCAACGCGAGUAAUCGAUCGGCCUCAUCGGAUACUGAUCUGGUUCUUGGUGAGUUUAAUUUUUUUGUGGAUGCUGGGGUUUGUGUUGAGAACCGAAAAAUAGGGAUGGGGGCUUUGGUUUCCAAUCGUAUGGGGCAUGUCCUAUUCUCGAGUGCGGCUCCUUGCGCGGGAUUGUUGGAACCUCACGUUGUUGAAGCCAAAGCUCUGCUUCAUGGGCUCUCUUGCUGCGUGCAAAUUGGGUAUACGGUGAUUACUGCUUUUUUUGAUUAUCAGCGAGGAGUUCUGCCUGUCAAUAGUAGGGCGCCUGUCUCAAUGAAAUUGUCAAAGAAUCAUGUUGCUCAUUCUUUAGCAAAACGAGCGUUAGAUUUAGAUGAGGCUUGGGUGUGGUGGCCGAGCUUGUCCACUGAUUUAGCGGUUUAA